Messenger RNA from Orbilia oligospora ATCC 24927, 1590 nucleotides. RefSeq lists its product as uncharacterized. The transcript has a single exon. The record is from RefSeq and is a predicted model, not a curated record. Bases 1 to 1590 code for a protein of 529 amino acids. Lineage: Eukaryota; Fungi; Ascomycota; Orbiliomycetes; Orbiliales; Orbiliaceae. Gene Ontology annotation, molecular function: protein binding.
AUGGCCUCCUUAGCCACCCUCCCGCCCGAACUGCUCAACCUGAUAACCGGACCUCUAACCCUUCCGGAUCUCCUCAAAAUCCGACUGCUCAACAAAUCCCACAACCUCAAAUUCCAACAUUACUUCCGCUCUUUACUCUUCACCAGCAUAUCCAUCCGUAUCGAUAUCAAUUCAGAUCCCGACGAGGGCGACAGCAUAUAUAAACUAUCACACCUCCCGUCUGCUGCGAAGUCUUAUAUUCAAACUAUAAUAAUCUCUGGGUCCAAGGAGUACUUAAACUUCAAGGCAGUCGAUAAUUAUAAGAGUAAUAACAAUACUAGUCAUAAUAUAACAAAGAAGUCGAAGUCGAAGUCGAAAUCAACAUCCCCAAACCUGUCCACCAUCCUCCAAACCCUCCCAAACCUUAAAACAAUCACCAUCAAAGAAACCACACCUUCAACAAUCAUCACCUCUCUAUUAACCAUUUCCAUCUUCAUCUCCACUUCCUCUUCUUCAACUUCUCUACAAUCCCUCCACAUCACCACUCCAUCCCUCAACCUCACAGACCUCACCUUCCCAGCUUCCCCAAUACCAAUCCUUCACUCUCUAACCACCCUCUCCCUCUCCCUCAAAUUCCCCUUCACAAACAACCACCAUCUCGACCAAAAACCCAUCUCAAAACUCUGGACCUGGAUAACCUCCCUCUCCCAAACUUUACACUCCCUCACCCUCAAAAACACUUCCAGUCCCCCCAAUUCUCUUAAUCAACCAUGGCCCCUCCACCCCCACCAAACAAUCUUCCUCCCAAAGAACAAAAACAAGAACAAGGGCAAGGACGAUAAGAAAAAGGUUAUAACCAACCUACCACACCUAAAAUCUCUAAAACUUCACAACAUACACCUCACAAUCCAAGAUAUCCACCACCUCCUCCCCACACCCAAGGACUCACUCAUCGAAUACAUCAGUUUUGAAGCCUGUCAGAUGCAAUACCCGGAUAAAGAAUGGUAUGAAGUAAUAUCCUACCUUCUUCCUUUUAACGAUAAUAACAAUAACAAUAACAAUACCACCACUGCAAACCGGCAAUACUUCAAACAUCUAAACCACAUAUCCCUAAAACUAAACGGUCACCACCCCACCAUCCCAACCUACGAACUCCCAGAUCUCGAAUUCACAAACCUAAAUAGAAACACAGAUAUAAAUACUCUAAACCCCCUUCCAACCUGCAAAAUCUCCCUAAAUACCACCACCCCCACAAACCAAGACAAAAAACAAGAAGAAUCAAUAAUAUCCCUCCAAAAACCCCUCCACCACAUCAUCACCCCCCAUCCAAAAAACAAUACCAACAUAAAAACCCCACAUAAAUCCUUCUGGACAUCCCUCACAAACGGAAAAUACACCUCCCCAAGUAUUCUAAAAUGGAAAAGGAUAAGACUCCUAGCAGACCAAUACGAUAUCGAAUUAAAAAAACUCAGUGCAUACGCACAAUAUGAUUACCACAUGGCCGAUAGAUUGGAAAAGAAAUUUCAAAGGGAUUUGGAUAGGAUCGAGAUGGAGGCUGCUGUUGCUGUUGCUGCUGAGCAGGAGGAGGUUAGAUUAGACGGUGUGAUAUAA